Haliotis rubra (blacklip abalone) is the source of this 4120-nucleotide messenger RNA. Its product is annotated as ataxin-7-like protein 3. Gene Ontology annotation, cellular component: SAGA complex; DUBm complex. Gene Ontology annotation, biological process: regulation of transcription by RNA polymerase II; positive regulation of DNA-templated transcription. NCBI's taxonomy places the organism in Eukaryota, Metazoa, Mollusca, Gastropoda, Lepetellida, Haliotidae. The record is from RefSeq and is a predicted model, not a curated record. The coding region runs from base 89 to 1096 and encodes 335 amino acids. Gene Ontology annotation, molecular function: transcription coactivator activity. The transcript is spliced from 12 exons.
CGUCGAUUCGCGCAUUUCACUUUUUGACAACUUCCGCUUAUCAGUCUCGCACGCUCACUGAUGCUUGGUGAUUUUGCGAAGUCAGGCGAUGGUCGAAGCCGAUUUGCCCUUUCUAGACGAAGACGAAAUGUUACAGGCAGCCAUGAAUGAUGUGAUGCUGGAUCUGAUAGACGAGGUGACUCUUGGUCUCUGUUUUGAGGUGCAUCGGGCAACGAAGAGGGGCACCAUAUUUCUAUCUGACACGGAUCCCCAGGCACAUAAAGAUCAUGAAGUAGUUGAUCGGCCAGGAGUGGACGUGUUUGGCCAGGUGCCGACAAAGAAGCAGUUUGAAUGUGUGUGUCCUAACUGCCAGCGCCAUCUGGCAGCAUCUCGCUUCGCGCCCCAUCUGGAGAAGUGUAUGGGGAUGGGUCGUAACAGCUCCCGUAUCGCCAGUCGACGCAUUGCCAACAACAGUACCAAGCGAGACAGCGGUGAUGACAGUGGUGAUGACGACAAUGACAAUGAUUGGACGUACAUAGAAUCAGCCAAGAAAUCAAAGAAACCAAGUAAAAAGGAAAAAAGUGUCAACUCUCCUCGCAGGAAUAAAUCCCAGGUUGGCAAGGUGAAGAACGGAGGAGACUCCAAUACAGAAAGCAUUGGAACUCCUGAAUCCAACUCACUCAACUAUGAAAGUAUGACAAUAGAAGAAAGAAAGUCACUUCUUUUACUUACGUGCGGGGUAAUCUCAGAACACACUAAGAAGAUGUGUACAAGGUCCAGUCGAUGUCCUCAACAUACAGACGACCAGAGGAGUAAAGUCCGCCAGUUGCUACUGCGACAAGGGUCAUCUCUUGAAGGCGAGGACGUACAUGUCGACAUUGAUAGCAUUGAUGACGCAGAGAACCAGGUGCUGAGGGAAACCCUUCAGUGGGAGGCCUCCUCUAACUCCUCUCCUGCUGACUCUACCUCCACAAACAACAGUACAGGGUCCAGAAAAAGGUCACAGAAAAGUUCUUCCAAGUCAGGGGGAAAUAAGAAGAGAAAAACUGGUAAAUCUUCCGCCAAUAAUGGAGGAAGCAACACUAGUUCGUCAGCUAACCUCUACGACUUCAGCUGAGUGUCUGCCAGUGGUGGAUACAUUCAUUACACAUGUGAAGAUGACAAUACUCUCUCAGGGCAGAAGAGUUAACAGCUGGGCCCUGUCAUGGGUAUAUGUUAACUCUGUCAUCAGUGUAGUGUGUGUUAGCCAGUUGGCUGUUAACAGGCCUGUUUCCAGUUCCAAGCAGGUGGAGGCGGCCUGUGAGGAUUCCAGGGCUGCGUGUCGUGCAGAUACUUGAUCAGUCACGUGAUGUACAUGAUGAUAUCAUCUCACAUCUCAGGGCAGGGACGUGUCAGUGUUGUAAGUCUGUGAGGAACUUGACUGUGCGGAUGUGUCAAACGUGAAUGUGGAGUUGCAUGCACAGGUCUCGUUACUUAGUCUGCUAUAACCAUCACCUGGACCUGUUUCCUCAGCUAAUCCGGGGUUCAUUACUUUGCAUUACUUGAAAGGGGAUCUGAAAAAACUUUGAAUAUCCAAAGUUUGACCAUCAAAUUAGGGAGUGUUUUUUGUGAAUUCUUUCUGUUUGCCAUAUGUUGGGUAGGGUCAGGUUGACCCAGUUCACCAGGUUAGCAACAGAUUAUUUCACAGACUUACUGUCAUAACGCUAAGACCUUGCACAGAGCCCCCUUCUACUGAGACAUCUUAGUGCCAUGCAUUACCAUGUAGGCUAGCAUGUCUUAGCAGUGCCAAAUUAUCAACAGCUUCCUUCAGGGCCCCAUUCUAUAAAGUCAUCUUUGCGCUACGCUCAUAAAUCUGUUAAAGAUUUGGACAAUACAACAGUGGUCAGCCUCAGAUUGCUUUGUGGAACAUGACCCACCAUUAUAACAGUUCAUCCAAAGGAUAUCUCAAAUGCUAAGUCAGCAUGGCUACAGUGCUUUGUUCACUUCUUUCUUUGUCUGCUGUGGAGAUUUUGGUUUAGGUCCUCCACGGUCAAGGCUUGCAAGGGCAUAUUUGGGAUGCGCUAGUCAUGCUUGGUGACUUGGUUUAUUGCAUGUCGACAUCCCAUGAGGGUGUUGCUUGCUGCUCAUCAGCAUGGAUUACUUACAGGCUGCAGUUACAUAGCUGGAAUAGUGCUGAGUGUGGCAGAGAAUAGCAUCAAACUGCAAACAUAAGACAACAACAUAUCACUAUGUGUGGCACAAAACGACUCAAACAAAACAACAAAGAUCUUCCCUUGAAUUCUUCCCUCGGUGUAAGGUAUUGUGUCAUUGGAAAAUGUGUAAAUAGAAGAGAUGCCGAGUACAGACAUCUGGUGAGUGCUACUAGUACUACAAGAUGGCUUCUCUUUAUCAAAACAUGAAACUACAUUCUUCAGCUCGUCACAAUAUGGCUGAAAUAUUGUCGAUGUGACACUAAAUAUUAACUCGCAUUCUUCAGUGACAUGUCAGGUUAAAUCUUGUGAUGGAUAAAAACAGAUGCUAUUUAAAGUAUUACGAGUGAGUGAGUUUGGUUUUAUGCCGCUUUUAGCAAUAUUUCAGCAAUAUCAUGGCGGGGGACACCAGAAAUGGGCUUCACACAUUAUAUCCAUGUGGAGAAUCGAACCCGGGUCUUUGGCAUGAUGAAUGAAUGCUUUAACUACUUGGAUACCCCGCUGCCCCUAGAGUAUUGUAAAACUACCGCAGUUUAUGGGUGUUGGCAGAGAAGUUUGGUUGUUUUAUUAUUGUGUCGUCAUUGUUGAUAUACAGGGAGAUUCAGGGAGCAGCUUUGGGAAAUGCUUUAAUCAUGUCAAUUGAUGUUUGGUUUAUGUGGCAGUGAAUAAGAGCUUAUAAAUAGUCAUCAGCUUUACUCUGGUUGGUUAAAUGGCCUCAUGUUGUAACUAUAUGUAAUGAAUCCUGAUUGAAAAGUCUGACGGAUGUCCCAUUGGGAUUCUAAGUUAGAACUGGCCCCCAGCAACCUCUUAAGGGUAAAUGAGUCUUCCGAGUGGAUUGGGUGGUCUGAUUUUAUUAUUCACAGGCACAUAUAGCUGGGAUAUUGCUGGAUGCCUCAUUAAAACAUGCUUGUUUGUUUACCACUUCUUGAAGGAUGGGGUAUGGGUGUGUCAGGAGGUGGUUAUCAUUGGUUUGAUUCCGAGAUUAUGUUUGUAGGUCUAUCAGCUCCAUAACCAUGCUUGUGAGUUUCACUAAAGUGAUAAACAUUUGGGACUUGGAUCACUAGGGGCAACCUGUGAUGAUCCGGGUUAGAAUUGGUCUUCAGCAACCCAUGCUUGUCGUAAGAGGCGACUAAGGGGAUCGGGUGUUCAGGAUCGCUGACUUGGUUUAUAUGUGUCAUUGUAUCCGAAUUGCUUAGAUCGAUGCUCAUGAUGUUGAUCACUGGAGUGUCUGGUCCAGAUGCGAUUAUUUACAGAACGCCAUUUUAUAGCUGGAAUAUUGCUGAGGUCAACAUGAAACAACACACAAAUCACUUGGAGCCUCCUACAUCAAGUUGACAUGCUAUGAUAUAGCUGAAAUACUUUUAACGUGGCCUUAAACCAACCUCACAUACACUCUUGGUCUUACACUUCUCUUCUCACCGUAUUUCACAGUAAGUAAAACUUCAUACCUGAUCAAGCCUUGUAAGCACACUUAAAUCUUGUCUAAUUUAUAGUUCUGUACAAUACUGGCAGAGUAAGUCUGGGUUGAUUAAGGAAUAAGAUCCUAACAUGGAAAUAGGAAGAAACUACUCUUGGGAGGAAAACGUAUCCGUGACAAGAGGGUAUCAGGUGAUAGAAGCAGAGGCGUACAUGGCUACAGUUUUACAGGUGUCCUGUAAUGUGCUUGUUUCUGUGGGUGAUAGUUGUAGAUGUGCUGCAUCAGCUGUUGUCGUUGACUGUUCCAGCAGGUCCCCAAAUCCACGCACCCAGGGAGUGGAAGUCUCUGACAGGACUUUCAUUACAUGGUGAUUUGUUCUCAUACGUCUGAGUAUGAAACGUUGUCUUUCCUGAUUUUGCAAUGUGCUUAAAGCGAACAAUUGUUCAUUUGUUACUUUGUUUAUAAUGUAUUUAUUGUGUACAGUACAAAGAUGUGAAAUUGUGUGAAUAUACAAAUGAAUAAACAAUUGAUGGUU